Molecule: messenger RNA, 3014 nt
Organism: Passer montanus (Eurasian tree sparrow)
Lineage: Eukaryota; Metazoa; Chordata; Aves; Passeriformes; Passeridae
Product: T-cell activation Rho GTPase-activating protein-like
Exons: 10
Coding region: 11-2044 (677 amino acids)
Biological process (GO): signal transduction
Molecular function (GO): GTPase activator activity
Source: RefSeq, a predicted model, not a curated record
GAGCGGGCGGAUGCCGGGGCCGCGGGCGGUCCCCGCGCCCGAGGCGCCCCUCAAGACUGUUCCUUCCCGCCGGUGUUCAGCACCAUCGCUCUUAUUCAGCAGAGGUUUGAGCAAGCCAUGGCUGCCUUCAGCCAGUUCACAGGAGGUGAAGGAGCUCUGGCUGGAUUCACUUCUUGGGCAAACAAAAGGACUGAAGGAAACCAGACUGUCCAGAGCUCCUCCAAUCAAACUCCUAAUGAAAGUGUUAAGCAGCUGUAAUACUUCAAAGACACUAAAUGCUGGGAACAUGGAGAGUCUGAUUGAGUGCCAGACAGAGGCUGAUGCCAAGAAAUGUCCCCUGUCAGUCCCAGCAGAUACUGAAGACAGACUUUGCCUCUCAAACGCAGAUGGAACAAAGAAAAGAAAGAAGGUGAUAUCGCAGUCAUUUACUCUGAGACAAAGCCUUACCAAAAGAAAUUCCUCAGGACAGCUAGACUUGGGUACCAAAAUCACUCUGUUUGGCCAUCCUCUGGCACUUAUCUGUGGGGAAGAUGACACGCUGCCCCAGCCAGUCCAGGAUCUCCUGGCCAUAUUAUAUAUGAAAGGACCUUCUACUGAAGGGAUAUUCAGAAAAACUGCCAAUGAGAAAGCACGAAAGGAAUUGAAGGAGGACCUAAACAAAGGCGGGAAUGUUGAUCUGAAAAGUAAAUCUGUGCACCUGCUGGCAGUGGUUUUGAAGGACUUUCUCCGAAAUAUUCCCUCCAAACUCCUAUCAACUGACCUCUAUGAGAAAUGGAUGCAAGCUCUAGAGAAGCCAAGCAAGGAAGAAAAAAUUGAAGAAUUGAAAGCGUGGUCAAUGAAAACUAAUGUCUGCUUUCUCCCUGCAGAACAACUCUGUGCAGCUCAUCAGAAUGACUCUGCCUAUGACAGCCCAGAUCCUGAAGCAGAAGGCAGCCCCUGUACCUCUGAGAUGGAGCAGGCCAAAGGGAGGAGUGCUACUGUGAGCAGAAAAUAUCCAACAAAUAUCUCUGCCCCUUCCCUGACUAAUUUCAGAAAUGACAGCAGCACAAUGGACAGGAGGUACUCAGAGUCAGACCUGUCCUUCCAGAACUGCCUUGAUGACACAAUAAGGAAACAAAGACUAAACAAAAGUGAGGACAAUUUUCCAGUUCAGCAGAAACUGCUAUGGAUGGAGGCACUGGAGGAACGUCUUGCAGGCUUACCUUCACAAUUGUCAGCUGACUCUCUACCAAAAACAUCCUCCAGUUGCUCCCUGGAGAGUUCUGAUGGCUCAGUUUUCACCAGCUCCCCAGUAGUUUCGCCCUCUAGUCCUAAAAAAACCUUUUUAAAUAGGCCUCAGUCCUUUUCCGUCAAGGCCACCGAAGACUGCAGUACACCUAGCAGAGAGAUCAAAAAACAUUCCAUGUCAUUCUCUUUUGCAAACCGCAGGAAAACACUAAUAAAAACCCAAAGUUGGGGGUCUGGAAAACCCAUGUUUUUUCAGAGGGACAGUUUCACAAAGAAAGAAGAUCACUUCUCCUGCAGAAUUGUCCAGGAGGGCAGCCAUAAUGAUGACAAACCACUGCCUGUGGACUAUCAGCAAAGGCCCCGUCUCAGGUCAGUUGAUGAAGUGUUCAGAGAGGUAGACCAGAAAAACCCUAGAAGACCACCCUCUUAUGAAGAGGCUGUUAAAAACUGCCUGGCCACUACAGUUCCCUCCCAAAAUGUCACGGUUCAGACUCUGAGAUUAGCAGCAUCAAACCAGGAUGUUUUGCUGCCUCAUCCCUGCAGCCACAGUGCACAGGACACAGCAUAUAUGGAUCUGAGGGAUCUACGCAGGGCCAGAGUUUCUGCAACAAAGGAUUCUGACAUGGAAACUGAAACCUUCAGUAUCUCUUUAGGAGUAAACUCCCGUGUGAAUUUACCCGUGACCCCAGGAGUCUACCGGAUGAGAGCCAUGUCUGAGUCCUGUCAAAAGAACAAACUUGAAUAUGUGGCUCGGAGGUGCAGCCAGCCGGUUUUUGAGGUAGAGCAGAUCCAGUAUGCUAAGGAGUCCUACGUUUAAAAAGCCUGUCCUUCCUCUUUGCACUGUACAAAGUAAAUAUUGUAAAAAUAGAUAUCUUGCUAAUCAUUUGUAGGAUUUUACAUUCAAGAGACAAAGAAUAAGCUAGCUCUGCAUGAACUUUUUUUCUGAAGUGUCAGUCAUCUUGACAUGUCACAUCCUUUCACCACAAGCGUUGUUGGUGGUGAAGAUCUGUGUAUCAUUAUGUAAAAAUGUAAGUUAGUAUGCUGUACAUUACCUGUUGUGUGUGAAGAGUAGUUAGAAGAUGAUAAACAGUGUUGUAUUUGUUUUCCUUAAAUGACAAUUACAAGGUUGGCAGGUCCAAAACCUGUCUCACCUUCUUUAUGUUUUCUGUAUAGUCACAGACCCUGUACCAUUUUUUGUGUGUGUAUGUGUGCCAGGCUGAUGCAGUGCUUUGCUGAUUUUCUGCAUUAAAUGUGGGCUGGCAGUUACCUUAAUGGGUGAAGAGCUAUUCUGCCAUCUAGGUCACUUCAACACUCUUCCAUAAACCCCCUGUAUGUGCUGCCGUUCCAUCUUCCUGCUUGCUGGUGAUACGAAUGAUCUGACCACUAAGCAGCAUAGUGUUGUACACAGAGCCUGGGGUUAGAACCCUAUGAGGUCAUUAUGGGAAAGUAUGAAGUAACCCUCAUGUGUCCUGAGGUGCUUUUAGACUAAAUAAACUGGACAGGCAAAGAAAGGAAAAGCAAGAAAGGAAAAGUAAGAAAGAAAGCAGGAAAGAAAAAAGAAACAAAAAUGCCUACAAGGAAAUAUUUUGGAUUCCAGCUUUAAAUAGUUAUAGUUAAUUUAAAAUUAAAAAGACAAAAAAGAAAAUAGUAGAUGGUGUUCUUAUAAACUUGUAAAAAUGACUGGAAGUGCAAUGUGCUUUUAUGGGUCAGUAUAGCCUUAAACCAGAAUCAGGGAGACAUUUUUCUCCUGUGUAACUUCACUACAAUAAAACAUUUUUCUGCAUGAA